UUGUUUAUUUUAAAAAUGUCAGUAAUUUGUGUCUUAACUAUUGGCAGCUAUUAUUUGUGUAUUAUUCUGAAGUUUGCAACAAUCAAGCACAACUUCCAAUCGCGUGUAAUUUUUACGUGUCUAUUAAACAGGCCACGUCAAAAUAUUUUAUUUAAUACAAUGGUGGAAAUCGAAUCGAUGACAAGAUAUGUCUCUCCCAUAAACCCUGCAAUUUUUCCAUUAUUAGCAGUGGUAUUACUAGGAAUUGGAAUAUUCUUUACAGCAUGGUUCUUUGUAUAUGAAGUUACUAGUACAAAAUUUACAAGGGACAUGUUCAAAGAGUUGUUAAUUUCUUUAGUAGCAGCAAUAUUUUCUGGUUUUGGUGUGUUGUUUCUACUUCUUUGGGUCGGCAUUUAUGUAUAGGUUAAUCUUUUCAAUAAAACAAACUUUUAAGUCUAUAUAUAUGUAAUAGCAUUUAAAUAAUUGUAUAAUAAUUACAAGUCACAAGAAUAAAAUUAAUGUAUUUUUACUAAAUCAUGCAAUAUGGUUAAUUUAUACAUUUAUCACAUAGUAAGCAUUCAAAUUUUGUAAUAUCUAGAAUUGCUGUUUGAGGUACAUAAGUGAUUUGUAAUAUAAAAAGAAUCAAAAAUCACAUUCCGUUUUUUACAGAUUAUUAAAUAUGCUUAGAAAUAUAAUUUUGUAAAACAAAGAUAUUUAUUCUUAAUAUAAUUGCAUAUAUAUAUAUAUAUAUAUAUAUAUUUUGUUUCUUGUUCACUUUGUAUAUAAAAGUUUCACAUUCAAAUCUUUUCUAAUGAACAAAAUGUGUACAACAUGAAACAAAAAUUAUAUUGUUGUAUACAUAUAUAGUAAUCGAUCCAUCAGAAAUACUCUCUGGAUCCGUGAAGACGAUGCCUUGCAUUUAUAACAUAUUUUUAUCCCUCUAUUUACCGUGGGAUUUAUACACUUUGUUUUUAAUACACUAUUUGUAAUAAAAUAAAAUAUUGAAUGACGCAACUUUA
Molecule: messenger RNA, 998 nt
Organism: Osmia lignaria (orchard mason bee)
Lineage: Eukaryota; Metazoa; Arthropoda; Insecta; Hymenoptera; Megachilidae
Gene: kud
Product: oligosaccharyltransferase subunit 5 kud
Cellular component (GO): oligosaccharyltransferase complex
Source: RefSeq, a predicted model, not a curated record